This is a messenger RNA of Rhinocladiella mackenziei CBS 650.93, 2040 nucleotides long. RefSeq lists its product as uncharacterized. The coding region runs from base 1 to 2040 and encodes 679 amino acids. The transcript is spliced from 2 exons. The record is from RefSeq and is a predicted model, not a curated record. Lineage: Eukaryota; Fungi; Ascomycota; Eurotiomycetes; Chaetothyriales; Herpotrichiellaceae.
AUGGCAGGACGUCGGUACGUCGACGAUGUCUCCAUUGAUCGGUACGAAGAUCGAAGAGACUACACAUCCCGGAACGGGCGUCGAGUCUACGAAGACCGCUAUGCCGAUGAAGAGAUAGACUAUCGUCGUGCUCCUCCGCCAGUCCGGGAGCGGCAAAGGGAAGUGGUCGUUCGAGAAGAUGUUCGAUCCAGAUCCCCUCCCGCCUUCUUACGAGAAGACUAUGGCCGAACCUCUGCUGGGCCCAUGGUCCUUCGGGCCCGAGAACGAGAAGACUUUGAGUUUGCCCCUCGACCUCGUCGACGAUCACCUUCUCCCGAGCCGGAAAGAAAAGCUGAAAAGGAGGAGAUCAUUAUCAGAGGAAGGGAAGAGUCGGAAUCAAGACCGCCACCUCGUAUAAGGGAGAGAUCUCGAGACGUCGAGCGUGAAGAGAUCAUCUUCCGUCGGGACGAGAGAGAAACCGACCGGAUUCUACCUCCCGCUCGUGAUCGAGAUAGGGAAGAAAUCAUCAUCCGAAGAGACGAGAAGGAGCGAGAUGUGAGACCUCCGCCUCCGAGAGAAGCCAAUUCGUCGAGAGAAGAGAUCAUCAUUCGUCGUGAUGAAGAUGACCGUCGAUCUCGCUACGAUGGAGAUUACGACGAUGUCAUCUCCAGAAGGGGUGACUAUGACCGGAGAACCGUUAGGGGCGAUGCCGAGAGAGACGAAAUCAUAAUUCGCCGUGAAGAUCAAAAGUUGGAUCCCCGUCGAUAUGAUGAUUACACCAUGACGCGACCCAAGUCACACGAGCGGGCGAGAUCUCGAGCCCGACGCUCUAGUAGCGGCUCGAACCAGGAAAUUAUUAUUCGACAAGAAGAGCGAGAAGGUCGCAGUGGAGCUCGAGACCGACAAGAAAUCAUCAUCCGCAAAAAUUCUCGCUCUCGGUCUCCUUCCACCUCGGUCACGUCAGCUCCACCACCUCCAGCUCCAGAGCCGCAAAUUAUCAAUGCUCCCACUAUUCACCAAGAAGUCAUUACUCAUCAUCGUCAUAUUGAUCACGGCUUUGAAGUCGCAACCCCUGCACGGCGCCGGGUGAUUUCUCGACCCCCAUCACCGCCCAGUCCGCCGCUGCCGGCCCCGGCCCCUCGAGCUCGUUCCGAGGAACGGAUCCAAAUCAGCAGAACCCAAACUCGCAAUGGUCGCACCGAGAAUGAAGAUAUUAUUAUUGAUCGUAACGAAGGUCCGCCCGGACCGAGAAGCGUUGCUCCAUACUCCCCUCCUCCACCACGAGAUGCAUACUACGACGCGCCGCCGCCUCGUCGUGAACCUUACCGUGGCUAUGACCGAGAUGUGGAAGAAGAGGCCGAAUGCUAUAAUCAUCGUGCGCUUGAUCGCACCUACGUCGGUGAAGGAUAUCACGGAGCGACCAGAGACUGGGCAAUUGUGGACGUUCCUCCAGGCACUAGUCGUGUUCGUAUGGACGGAGCCGGGGGGGGAAGUCAAGAAAUCACGUGGCAGAGAUACAAUGGCGUCCGAAGAAGCAAAUUCAUGCCCGACGGGGUCAGUGAUGAGGGCUACGCAAGUGAAGUCGGCAGACCUCUUCCUCCUCCGGCCCCUGCUCCAUUGCCUGGGCCUCUUCCUCCGCCAGCCGCCAAUGGAGAAAUUGGACGGCGUUAUGGCCGAGAGCGAGAUCCCAAAGAGGGUCUGUGGACUGAGAUCACCAAGGAUUUGGUUGUCAAAGAAGCAAUCCAAGAGAUGGGCUAUGAGUUCGAAGAGACUGAUGAUUUCUAUUACAUCAUUGCGUAUCUGCGCUACGAAGACGUUGCUCGCCUUGUCGGUCUUUCCGACGAUAUCCGCAAGGAGCGGAGAAAACGUAUCAAAGAGAUCGAAUGGGAGAAUCGAGUUUUACCUCCUCCUGCCGUGGAAGAUGUGCCUCGACCACUUGCCAUUGAGGCUCCACCACCUCGCCCUCGUCAAGAAUGGGACCGAGAAGAAGAUCGCUAUAUUGAACGUGAAGUGGUUUACCGGGGUGGACGACCGCCGCCCCCAGUGGGGUGGAGACGGUGA